Molecule: messenger RNA, 857 nt
Organism: Phytophthora nicotianae INRA-310
Lineage: Eukaryota; Oomycota; Peronosporomycetes; Peronosporales; Peronosporaceae
Exons: 2
Coding region: 64-681 (205 amino acids)
Source: RefSeq, a predicted model, not a curated record
CCCCAACUUAGUGUGUACCACGCUAAAUCAGCAGCGUGUCUCCAAGACAGAAGUGAGAAUAGCAUGAAGGUGACCAAGGUGAUCGUGGCGCUGGCUGCGCUGUGUAUGGCGCUGUUGACGCCUGCAGCAAGCAGUAGAGGAACCUCAGACAUCGCGAGCGAUUCUGCCAAUCGUCAUUUGCGUCAGGAGAGCGAUCAGUUCGCUGCGAAGCCUAAAGCAGAAGUAGUGAAGAAGGACUCGACGAACCCGCUACAACGUCGCGAUCCGGCCCUCGUGUCCGCCCACCGCGUGUACGACCCAGUAUCAGGACUGGCAUGUUCACUAGUGGGAGAAUGUAUGGCGUGUCCGACGUCCGAGAAGGACGAGAGCUUCUGCCGCGAGACGGGAUAUCGUCAAGAGCUGGACUGCCCUCGACCGAAAGACCCCAAGGACGCUGCGCUGCUCACCAAGCCAGAAGAUGAGCGGGAGACGAGGUUCAAGGCUUGUUCACCUGCAGAUACAUCUCGACCAGGCGUCGCAGUGGUGAAAUUUGAGGCGCUGAUGUCAGUGAUAUUAGCUGUGUCGGUAAUAUUACUGCGACGUGAGCGAGGAAAGCACAUGAGCUCGUUCGACAUGCGGAAAGACCCACGACAACGAACAGGUCUGUUGGGUGGCGCCUCCAGCGACAAGGACUCGGACUAAAAGGGCCGCAAGUUAGCAACCAGACUCUAUAGCUCAGUGAUCAAACAGACAGAUGCAGUUAGACUAUAUGCAUCGUCGGUCCUGAUAAAAAAAAUCUCGGGACAAAAAGUCGAGUGUUCUAAACAGAAAGAAAUGUAUCACGCUUGACUGCAAGCCUCUACUUCUUUGCUCGCUUG